GUGACCCUUCAUCCAUUUUACCGCCAAUCUGCCCUUUCUCUUCCCGCUCCCGACCCCCCAUUUCCCUAUCUCUCACACAAAUCCCUUUCUCUAUCAUCGGCAUUUCCGACGAAGGAUACGGCAAAAAUGGAGAGCCUUGAUUUCAACCGCGACACAGAAAUAGCGAAGGAUUUUCUUUCUAACUUCGCGGAUCUCGACGGAGAGGCGAAAUACAUGAACAUUCUUGUUAGUAAUUCCAUAUGAAUUGAGACUGAAUUGAACUUCAUGUGAUUCUCAAGUGAAUUGACCCUAACCCUUAACUUUCGUUUUACUCUCAGCAAGAUGUUGCGAACCAUAAAUUCAAGGCUAUUCAUAUCGAGCUUGAAGAUCUAGCUAAUUAUAAGGAUUUGGAGGAGGAAUUUUUGAGGAGGGUUACUGAGAAUACACGGCGGUAUAUUCAAAUAUUCGCUACUGCAAUUGAUGAGCUGAUGCCGGAGGCUACAGAGCAAUUCCCGGACGAAGAUCAAGAUAUUCUUAUGACGCAGCGGGCUGAGGAGCCAACUGAUAACCCUGAUGGUUCCGACCCCAAGCAGAAAAUGCCACCCGAAAUCAAACGUUUCUUUGAGGUUUAUAUCAGAGCAUCUCCAAAAGGACGGCCUUUCACAAUUAGGGAAGUCAAGGCUUCAUAUAUUGGCCAGCUUGUGAGGAUAUCUGGUAUUGUGACGCGAUGUUCAGAUGUCAAGCCAUUGAUGCAAGUAGCUGUGUAUACAUGUGAAGAAUGUGGAUUUGAAAUUUACCAGGAGGUAACAUCUAGAGUAUUUAUGCCUUUAUUCGAGUGCCCGUCACGACGCUGCCAGAUAAAUAAAGUGAAAGGCAACCUAAUCCUCCAACUCAGAGCAUCAAAAUUUUUGAAGUACCAAGAGGCUAAAAUUCAAGAAUUAGCUGAGCAUGUUCCCAAAGGUCAUAUUCCUCGAACAAUGACAGUUCAAUUUAGGGGAGAGCUUACAAGAAAGGUAUCUCCUGGUGAUGUAGUAGAAUUAUCAGGAAUCUUUCUUCCCAUCCCUUACACUGGAUUCAGAGCAAUGCGGGCUGGUUUAAUUGCAGAUACUUAUUUGGAAGCCAUGUGUGUCACCCAUUUUAAGAAAAAAUACGAAGAGUAUGAACUUCGAGGGGAUGAGGAAGAACAAAUUUCACGGUUAGCUGAGGAUGGUGAUAUUUAUAACAAGUUGGCACGGUCUUUAGCCCCUGAAAUUUUUGGACAUGAGGAUAUCAAGAAAGCCCUUCUUCUUCUUCUGGUUGGUGCUCCUCAUAGGAAGUUAAAGGAUGGCAUGAAGAUUCGAGGAGACCUACAUAUUUGUUUGAUGGGUGAUCCUGGAGUUGCAAAAAGUCAACUUCUGAAGCAUAUAAUCAAUGUUGCACCAAGGGGUGUAUACACGACAGGUAAAGGAAGCAGUGGAGUUGGUCUAACUGCAGCCGUUCAAAAGGACCCGGUGACUAAUGAGAUGGUUCUAGAAGGCGGAGCCUUGGUUUUAGCUGACAUGGGUAUAUGCGCAAUCGACGAAUUUGACAAGAUGGAUGAAUCUGAUAGAACAGCAAUACACGAAGUGAUGGAGCAGCAGACUGUCAGCAUUGCAAAGGCAGGGAUCACUACAUCUCUAAAUGCCAGGACUGCAGUCCUCGCCGCUGCUAAUCCUGCCUGGGGAAGAUAUGAUCUGCGAAGAACACCGGCCGAAAAUAUCAAUCUUCCUCCUGCUCUCUUAUCAAGAUUUGAUCUUCUGUGGUUAAUCUUAGAUAAAGCUGAUAUGGAUACUGAUCUUGAAUUGGCUAGACAUGUUGUCUAUGUCCACCAGAACAAAGAAUCUCCUGCUCUCGGGUUUACUCCCCUCGAACCAUCUGUACUGAGGGCCUAUAUUUCUGCUGCAAGAAGGCUAUCUCCUAGUGUUCCCAGGGAGUUGGAGGAGUACAUAGCUACCGCAUAUUCCAGCAUAAGGCAAGAGGAGGCAAAAUCAAAUACCCCCCACUCUUAUACCACUGUUAGGACACUGCUCAGUAUCCUUAGAAUAUCAGCUGCGCUAGCUAGACUGCGUUUCUCAGAUACUGUUGCGCAGAGUGAUGUGGAUGAAGCCCUCAGAUUAAUGCAAAUGUCGAAGUUUUCUUUGUAUUCAGAUGAUCGCCAAAAAUCGGGUCUGGAUGCAAUCUCUGACAUUUAUUCCAUCUUACGAGAUGAAGCUGCAAGGACAAACAGGAUGGACAUAAGCUAUGCUCAUGCCCUUAACUGGAUUUCGCGAAAGGGAUACAGUGAAGCCCAACUGAAAGAAUGUCUUGAAGAAUAUGCAGCCCUGAACGUGUGGCAGAUCCAUCCGAACACAUUUGACAUCCGAUUCAUUGAUGCCUGAUGCCUCAUUGAUGCCAAAAAUGCUGAUCUGGUUAUUUCAUCAAAUGUAACGGGCUUACCCCCAUCAACUCCCCGAGAAUUGCAGUAACGCAGGUUGUGGUGGUUGGGUUGAACAUUAGAAGUGAAGAACGCGGAGCUUAUAAAUUAGCUGUCUAUAUGUGUACUAUAAAGAAUUUGAGUUGGCAUUGUUCUAACUUGUUAUGUUUCCUGACGAAUGACAUGAUCAUUUUUAUUCGUAGUUUGGCCGAAUCUUAUUGAGUCUCUGUAUGACCUGCUGAUCACUCUUUAUGAGCCUUUAAUGACGGCGCUGCUAAGUUUUUUUCUCCUUCGUUCCAAAGUAACAAUAUCCUUAGC
Messenger RNA from Oldenlandia corymbosa var. corymbosa, 2728 nucleotides. The record is from the annotation of a GenBank genome assembly. Lineage: Eukaryota; Viridiplantae; Streptophyta; Magnoliopsida; Gentianales; Rubiaceae.